AUCAGACAAUCUUAUCUGAUUGAUAAUUUGGCUUGGCAUUAUCCCGGGCCAAUUAAAGGUUCACUACAUCAUGUACUGUGUAUAAUCAACAAUGCCUACCAACAGCCCGUAUCCCAGGCUUAUCUUACUGCCUUUGGUCCAUCUCUUCAGGGAUUUAUAGUCGUGAUACUGUUAAUGUUAGGUACCUGGCUUAAGAACCUAUUAUAAGAUGACUCAACGAGCGACCGCCGUAUCCAGGCCUGUCCGUCUGCCUGCCUGCCUGCCUUCGGUGUCGGCUUCGGCUUCGGCUAGCCGAUCUACUUCUUCUUAAAUAUACCUCCUGUCUGCCCCAAACCGCCUCUUCAAUUCUUCCUUAUCAUGUCUUCUUUAGCAAUUGCUCCUAUUCUAAGUUUCUUACCAAACUACUGUCAUAAGUCCGGUCAUGGCGACGCCAAAGAACCAAGAUGAUAUUUCAGCGGCGCCCGAUCCCGUUACAGUAGAAUUAGCCAAUAUUCCAACACCGACUACUACGACCGUCAAGAAAGACUCUGAUCCCUUCCUUGUCGCCUUUGACCAACCCUACGAUGCCGAGAACCCGAUAGACUGGCCAACAGGCCGUAAAUGGAUGGUGACCGACGUCUUGUCCGCUACAGGCUUUAACCGUAUCAUGGUCUCGACAAUUAUGGCCCCGGCAUUAUCAACUAUCGCUAACGAGCUCAACAUGAGCUCAGCCGAGUCGGCCAUGUCCCUUUCUAUAUACCUCUUAGCCACCGUCUUUGGUCCGCCCCUUAUUGGACCGUUGUCGGAAAUAUACGGUAGAACAGUUGUUCUACAUAGUUCCAACGUCUGGUUCCUCGUUUGGAAUAUUGUUUGUGGGUUUGCCCCUACGAAGGGCACGCUUAUUGCAGCUCGCUUCCUAGCAGGUUUUGGUGCCAGCGCCAUAUAUUCUCUUGCUGGAGGUGUUCUUGGGGAUGUGUGGAGACCAGAACAGCGAGGCAGCUCGCUAGGAGUCUACUUAAUUAUUCCCUUGCUUGGUGCAGCAGUUGGUCCUAUAAUUGGUGGUUUUAUGGCUGCGCGAACAACUUGGCGGUGGAUGUUUUGGGCUACCUCUGCAUUCCAAGCCGUCAUGAUAUUGGUGUCUUAUUUUAGUUUCCACGAGUCGUACGGACCACUAAUACUCCAACGGCGUGCCCAGCGCCUUUGUAAGGAAACUGGGGAAAGCCGAUAUCAUACCCGGGGCGAAACAAUUGAUGGGAAUAGGUCGGCCGUCACCAUUCUAAUGCGAGCUCUAUCGCGACCGGUUCGUCUCUUGCUCUUCCAUCCCAUCAUCCAAGUUUCAGCCGUUCUAUCAGGAUUUAACUACGGAAUCUUGUAUGUCGUCCUCUCUACAUUUUCUGCUCUUUUUACGUCCCAAUACGGCCAGUCAGUCGAAAUUAGUGGACUACACUACAUUGCUUGCUCUCUUGGUGAGUUGGCUGCCUCACAGGUCGGUGCGCCUUGGAUGGACUACUUGUACAAGCGGCUACCGGCACAUAAACAGAAUCCAGAGUCUCGUAUGCCGCUAAUGUUCCCCUCAAUAAUUAUCACAUGGGUUGGUGCCUUAAUGUAUGGGUGGACGGCUGCGUAUCGGCUACAUUGGAUCGUAGUUGAUAUUGGAGUAUUCAUCAUGUUGUUCGGUAUGCAACUAGGCGGCUUACCUAUAACGGCCUAUGUUAUCGACACGUAUGGAGAACACACAAGUAGCGCCAUGGCGGCACAGCAAUUUCUUAAGAGCUUGAUGGCUUUCCUAUUCCCAUUAUUCGCCCCAAGCAUGUACGUAGCACUUGGAUACGGAUGGGGUAAUAGUGUACUGGCCUUGGGGGGCUUAGUAGUUUCAGUCCCUCUCCUGAUAUUUUUAUGGAAGUAUGGAGCAAGGUUGAGGGCCAAAGCAAUUUCUACUAAGUAAGAAAUAUGGACAAGGGAAAUUUACAGACUUUUGCCCUCUCACCCUAUAAUAUUUCCUCGGAAUUCUGUCCAUGUUGGAGCCUACCUUAGUAGGGUGGCGAUGGUCUAGGAAGAAUUACUUAGGAAUUCUCGGGAUAAGAUGCUUGCCUACACUCUCCUCACCACUAGGUCAGCUUAUAACAAGUGACUUAAGGGUCAAUACCGUACUUAGGUAGGCAAAUAGGUUGAUAACUGUUUCGAGA
Messenger RNA from Daldinia loculata, 2165 nucleotides. Its product is annotated as caffeine resistance protein. Gene Ontology annotation, molecular function: transmembrane transporter activity. NCBI's taxonomy places the organism in Eukaryota, Fungi, Ascomycota, Sordariomycetes, Xylariales, Hypoxylaceae. The record is from RefSeq and is a predicted model, not a curated record. The coding region runs from base 422 to 1924 and encodes 500 amino acids. The transcript has 3 exons. Gene Ontology annotation, biological process: transmembrane transport.